Lodderomyces theae is the source of this 3027-nucleotide messenger RNA. RefSeq lists its product as uncharacterized. The record is from RefSeq and is a predicted model, not a curated record. The transcript has a single exon. The coding region runs from base 1 to 3027 and encodes 1008 amino acids. NCBI's taxonomy places the organism in Eukaryota, Fungi, Ascomycota, Pichiomycetes, Serinales, Debaryomycetaceae.
AUGCUUCAGAGUUCAUCUCUCAAGAGAAGCCAGUCGUUUGAUCACGCUGUACAAAACCCAUUCACGCAUGACUCUGAAUCCACAUUAUCACAAUCAAGACAACAUAUCAACCACCAUAACUCCACUAUCCCACUGGAUCAUCUGCUGAGUCAUCUGCAUUCUAGGUCAACAGAUAUACUUCUUCAACAACCACAUGAAGUGACACAAGAUUCGCUAAAGCGACUCGAAGUUGAAUCAACAUCCAGUGACUCCUUCAGUGCAAUGGCAAUUGGCCAGUACCCAUAUUACAACUUGGAUGAUAUGUUGGUCUCACCUAGUUCCAAUGGCCAAAGUCAAGGUGGAAAGAAGAAGUUUACACCAAAUGCGAGCCCCGAUAAACGUCAACAACAAAGCAGUUCAGGAUCAGGAUCAGGAUCCAGAGGAGCUGGUCACAACGAUGGUGUACCGUUGCAUCCUAUUGACGGUUAUGAUGAUGGGUUCAAUCAAGUUCCCAAACGGUUUUCUCAGUUUAUUAUUGAUCAGCAAAACCCACACAUCUCACAGCGUUUGGACAAUUUAUCCAUGAUUUCAUCUAGUUUGAAAUCUGAUCAUGGGGGUGAAGGAGAAGUGCAAGGGGAUGGAAACGUCAAUGAACAUGGGGUUACAAACCUCAACACUGCUUCUUUUAACAAUACUAGCUUGGAUCACAGUGCAAACCAAUCUCACACAUUGUCAACCAGAGACGACAUAUCGGAAUCAAUGGGCUCGCAAGCUACUAUAUUCUCAACUAGACAAGAACCGGAAGCGUUAUUGGUCAAUCGUCGAGUGGGUAGCAAACUCAACACGGGGUUGAGCAAGACUAGGUCUUUAUUCAACAAGAACAAAAUGAACAAGAAUACGAGUACAAGACUGAAAGCCGUCAAUCGUACCAGCACUGUAAGAUUGUACAAGAGUCCCACUUCAUCUAUCACUUCGUCUUUACUCAUGAAUAGCAAUCAAACAAGAAACACGAUGGGUAGAGUUGGUACUAGUUCAGGGAUUCUAAGGGGCAAUGGAUCUCGUGCUGGCACUAGAACUGGCACUAGAACUGGCACUAGAACUGGCACUGGUACUGGAACUGGAACUGCGACUACCUCCUCGAUCCGAUCAAGUACAAGUUUAACCAGACACAAUGCCAUAAAAACCAAGGAGGGAAGUUGGUGGUAUCGCUUACAAUUGAAAAUACGUCAAUUUUUGAACAAGUUUAAGUUCUACAAUUUUAAAGCAUCAUCAUCCAAGAAGAGACAAGUUAGUAUGCGGAGAGCAAGGGGUCAAGGGAUAUCAAGGCAACAUGUCUCGAAUCCAAUUGAUGUCAAGAAGUCAAAGUCAUUGGUUCGUAAAGUGAGAGAGAACCCACACAACCAGGAUUUGAAAAGAUUGGCAUCGAUAAGGGCCCCACCGGCUCAUUCAUUUGGUACUCAACCACAACAGCAGAAAAGAAGUGUUGGCAAGUUGCAAAUCUCGUCGCCUGUGAAUAAUCCGCAAUUGGGCAAGACCGGUAUGACUGAACGUGUUCCAAUGAGCGAUGAAUUGAAACGGUAUGCUGGUGCUGGGCUUUUGUCACUGCCAUCACAACAGCAACAAGAGGAUCAAGAAGGAGACAGCUCUUUGCAAAUGACAAAUAGACAACUACUCACGCCUGAAGAAAUUGCCGAUGAGCGUACUGGAAAAUACACCCAUUUGUCUAAUUACAUUAACCAACAGGAAUCAAGGUACUUGUAUCACUCAGAGAUGAAACAACGUCAGGGCCAGUUUGGUGGAGUGAAGGGGCCAAGAGACAUGAUACUAGAAGAAGAGGAGAAGCAAGAAGGUGCAGAUAUCAAAAGAGCAGGGGGGAGUGGUGGCGAAGGAAGGGUGGGAAAUUUGCAAUUGCUAAGAGCCAGGGACGUUGAAGAGUUUCCAUCGCCUCAGAUCGGCACUAGCGAAAUUGAUCAUCGUGCAUCUUGGGGCACCGCAAACUCUUCAGUUUCAGUCACCACAAGCCAAGCACCGCCACCCGUGCCCCCACCACAUUUAGACACCAGUUUCAUCAAAACAGUGCAGUUGCAAGAUGUUACCCAGGCAGGUAAAGACGAGGAUGAGGCUUUUGAAAGGGAGAAAAUUGCACAAUUAUGGAGAAGCUUUCUCUUGCGUGUUGUUUGCAAUCGAAUCCAGUUGCGACAAGAAAUUAGUCAGUUUGAGCAGUACUUGGUGACGAAGGAGACUAGUGAUAUCAUUAACUUGAUUUUCGAACGUGCUCGACGCGAUGCUGAAUUUGGGGAAGGCCAUGUGGGAGAUAAUCGUAGUGAUGUUUAUGAAGAUGAGAUUAGGUCAGUGGCAACUGUGAAAAAGGGUAUUGCAUCAAGAAACGGUUCAGUCUUAUCCUCAACUAAGCAUGCUAUGAAGAGAACUGAGGUGGGCAGCACCUUGAUAGACAUGCCUGACUCCUCCACUACCACCACCACUUCUACUGGUGAACCUGCAAUAGAGGCAAAUGAUGCUGGUUCAUCGUCGUCAGUCUAUUCCCAAGAUGACAUAAUCUCAACCACCACCUUUUCCACAACAACGUCCAUGACAAAUGAGCAUGGUGACGUCUUGAUUGAUCCACAAGAUCAAGAAUUUACAACCACAGUACUCAAUCGAAGAUCAAUGCUCGCUGAAAUGUUAGAGUAUCAUUCAUCGGGAGAUGAAGAAGACCAGCAAGAAACAGAAGAAGAAGAAGAAGAAGAAGAAGAAAAUGCCAUGCUGUAUUCUGAUUCCGUUAGUCAGUUGAGCAAAUCGGCUUUGGGGUCAAUCAAGACGCAGAAAAGUGUACACAGUAUUGGCUCAGGUGUGCAGCUCGGUACAAAUGCAGCUGGAUUGGAUGAGUUGAGACAGUAUGGAACAAUAAUCAGACGGCCCUCUUUGUCGAUGCCAAUGUCAAAAAUGUCGCAAAAAAUUGUGGAUAAUGAACAGGGUAAUGUCUUGCGGAUGAAGCGGAGCUUUGGAUUGAAUCACAGCUUGAGUGACUUGACUGGUCAAGUAAAUUAA